GCUAACGCCCGCGCCGCCCACGCCGGUGGCGCUGGCUGACGAGGUGGCCGCGACAGAGACCUCUGCGCCGCUGCAUCGCGACCGCGGCCAGUGGUGGCAGGACGAAGCUGGGCUGGGUGGCAGGCUCCGCGCGGCGAUCGGGUCUGGGAUGCUGGUCGCGAUGGCCGCUGCGGCGAUCAGCGGUGGAAGAGCAUUCGCUCAGGCGGCGGGCAUGGGUGUUGGGCUGAGACGGCGUCGCAGUCUGACCCGGUUGCCGCAGAGCGCGCAGAUGAACCGCGGGCGCGCCGAGGCCGUCGACGG
Messenger RNA from Prorocentrum cordatum, 300 nucleotides. Lineage: Eukaryota; Dinophyceae; Prorocentrales; Prorocentraceae. The record is from the annotation of a GenBank genome assembly.